Esox lucius (northern pike) is the source of this 7748-nucleotide messenger RNA. It is a transcript of the gene amigo1, whose product is annotated as adhesion molecule with Ig-like domain 1. The transcript has 5 exons. NCBI's taxonomy places the organism in Eukaryota, Metazoa, Chordata, Actinopteri, Esociformes, Esocidae. Bases 686 to 2197 code for a protein of 503 amino acids. The record is from RefSeq and is a predicted model, not a curated record. Gene Ontology annotation, molecular function: protein binding.
CGGCGACAUCGCACAGGCAGGAGGAUGUGAAACGAGCUGCUAGUAUUUCAUCUUGGCAUGACUAGACUGCUCAGUGCUCAUGCGCUUCACUUCAGUGAUUCACCACCUCGGCUCGCGCACGGGCCCGCGGGGAUGCUGCUUCUGGUGAGACUCCUGAAGAAGACUCGGACCUGCGCUCAGAUGCCCCGAUUUGCUGCAGAAGAGGCAAGGGCCGCGUGGUUGACGGUUUGUGGAAAAUUGUAGACUACGUAAUCAGAAUACCUGGCGGUCGUCAAUUCAGGCUGGGCGAGUGACAUUGGUACGGGGACAUGUGUUCUUAUAUCUUUACGUAAUAGUAUCCUUGCGCUAUUGUGAACGGAGUUGUGGUUACGGCGCGGAGCUCCGUGUUGUUUGAAGCUGCCGGAUUAUUUUGCACGGGAUUCUUCAUCGAUUGUCCUCUCUCGAGCAUUCUGUUUGUUGUCCUUGAAGAGGAAGCUAGACCUCUAUGACAAGGUGUCGUAAUACAAACAGACUUGUCUUGUGUGGGUGACGGGUGGAUUUAUUUUCGUAUAGAUGCUGAUUAUGUUUUAAUCUGAUCUGAGUGAAGCCAUGUCCGGGGUUCCGCCAGCGGCGCGCGGUGCAAUAUCAAACCCAUAAUACAGGAAGGUCUGGUCCUUCAGAAAAAUCACGCCGACCGACUGCUAGCAUGCUGUCCCCGCCUGAACACUCUCCGUCUCCAUGCCCGAGGAGGGUGCAUGCUCCGUGGGCCUUGUACCUCUUCCUUUCCCUGGUCCUCCUCUGGUCCCCCAGCGGAGCGGCCACCUCAGCACUCAACUGCCACAAGACCUGUAUCUGUGCCAGCAACAUAGUGAGCUGCUCCAAGAUGAACCUGAGCAUGGUCCCCACGGGCCUGCCACUGUACACGGCCGUGCUGGACCUCAGCUACAACGACAUCGCCCGCCUCAAGGCCGACUGGACGCCGGUGAAACUUGCAAAGCUCCACAACCUGCUGCUCAGCCACAACGGCCUCCACUUCCUGUCCUCCGAGGCCUUCAUCUACGUGAAACAGCUCCGCUAUUUGGACCUGUCCUCCAACCAGCUGAAGCAACUGGACGAGUUCAUCUUCGAGCCGCUGGGGCAGCUGGAGGUGCUGUUGCUGUACAACAACCGCAUCUCUCAGAUCGACCGCUCUGCGUUCCAUGGUCUCCACAGUCUGCAGAAGCUCUACCUGUCCCAGAACAUGAUCUCUCGCUUCCCCCUGGAACUGGUCAGAGACAGGACCCGUCUGGAGAAACUCAGUCUGAUGGACGUCUCCUCCAACAGAAUCAAGGUCCCCCCCAUUGAAGAGAUCCAGGCGCUGCCUGCCUGGAUCAAGAAUGGCCUCUACUUCCACAACAACCCGCUGAUCUGUGACUGCACACUUUACAGUCUCCUGGCCCACUGGCACAUCCGCCGGCUCAACUCAGCGUUGGACUUCAAAGACGAAUACACGUGCUAUCUCCCCGGGCCCCAGAAAGCCACUGUGGGCGUCUUUGACCUGAACGAGGAGUACAUGAACUGUAGCACGUUCUACGAGGAAGACGAGGAAGCUUGGCUGGAGCAGAACCUGAUCCUGCGCUGCGACACGAGGCACAGGGACAUGUCGAAGACGUGGGUGACGCCUGGUAACUCGGUGGUAACGGAGGGGGGCAACCAGACGGCCAAGCUGCUUCCUGAUGGUAGUCUGCUGAUCAGUCGCGUUAAGCCGGAGGACUCUGGGACGUACACGUGCUUCGCCGUGAGCGAGGCCUUGAACGAGACGCUCUACGUCCUGGUGAAGGUGCACAACUUCACGGAGAACGGGGGCGGGGAGACGCUGAACACAGCCUACACCACGCUGGUGGGGUGCCUGGCCAGCGUCAUCCUGGUACUCAUCUACCUGUACCUGACGCCCUGCCGCUGCUUCUGCUGCCCCAGGAAGAACCAGGACGCCGACUCCAUCCACUCCUCCAUGCUCAGCGCCGCACCCAGCCAAGAGGACCUGAGCGACAAGAUGGACCCGAGGCACGUGGCCUUCAUCAGCCCCAAGGAGCUCGGCGAGCGUCAGAACGGGAAGGUGAACCCUGGGGUCCGGGGCGAGAUGAUUGAGGAGGCCAGGCCACCCGGCAAGGGAAGAAGAAAGAAGUCUGUGGCUGAGUCGGUCAGUUCUGUCUUCUCCGACACGCCCAUAGUGGUCUGAGGCGGUGCGGACUGGAGUUCUGGUAGAACGCUGUCACGUGAUUGGAUGGAGGGAUGGAUGUAAGUGGUGUGUUUGGUCGAAACUGCUGUCUGGAGUUUGGAACUCUUUACAGAAAGCCAAUGACAGUUCACCAAACGGACCGGGGUUCUUAAGGGGAGUUCUAACCCAAUUGCCUUUGUGUCGACGAGGAUAAUAGACAGGACCUUUUCCAGCAUUUGAUCUGUAGCACUUAAAUAUACAUCCAUACUGUGAAAGCCAGACAGGAAGUGGAAGAGGACACCAUUCCUUCAUCACAAAACACUGGUUGUGUGUGAGUAUCGUGUUGGACCGCAACAGCACUCAGGAAGACAAUGAUUCAUGUUGGGCUGCCAUUUCAAAUAUAAAAAAAAUAAAUUUACGUACAUGAAUUAGAGAUGAAGAAGUCUGCACAACACAUGACAUAACCAAGCCAUGAGCAUGAGCCUUGCUAGUUAGCACAUGAAACAUACAUAGAGUUAAUGAGUACGCAUUUCUCCCUGGCGUGGUUACAUUAAAUAUGGCCGACAUUUCGCAUAGCAUUGACUUGAAUGGGAACGUCCGUGAUUAUAGUGUUUAUAUUUCUAUGCAUAUACAGUAUCCUAGCCGCUGGCGUUGCCGAGGUGCAAGCUGUCCUUACGGGAAAUGUAAAAUGCGGUAUAUACGCAUGUACAGCCGAUCGUGGCGUAGGUUAACCUCACAGCUGAUGUCUGACUGUGACUACCACAUAGGAAAACACAAUAUAAAAUAAUUAUACAAAAAUUGUUAUUAUAGAGACCAAGCACGGGCCCCCCAUCCACCGCAAGCCCUGGCGCCGCCACACCCCCUGCACCCGAUAUUUACGCCAGUGACCCUAGCCCCCCACCAGCUCGGUUCCAGACUGGUUACACCAGAGCCAUAUAUGGUGGGACUGGGCCCUGCUGGUGUAUGUACUCUCUAUCAUGCUAGGUAGCAGCACCAGGUCAUGAAUAUUCAUGACGAGUGAGUCACCCGGAAUGUUAUAAACAGACGUCACCACGGCGACCAGAUAGCCGACAGAGUGUGCAUUGAGUGGGAACCAGGGGGGUGGAACUCCGCGAUCCUUCAAGAUGACUGUGCUGUCGGUCAGACAUUUAUUUAGUCAUGAGGAGGAGGAGCUCACAGGAAUUUGGGCCAGAUAUACCGGUCAGGAUGAUCACCACGGGAAAUGGGAAUGGUGAAUAAUUAACAGGCAUUUUUAUUUUGAUGGGGCAGAUAGAUGUUUGCCGUGCUGGGAAAGUGUGUUUAUUGUACAGCCGAAAACAUCCCUUGGGAAGCGGGCAAACAGGGUAACUGCCAGAAGAAACACUGAGAAGCGCAGAGAAAAGCAGCUGCUUCAAGACGUUGAAUAAACGUCCCCGUCAUUCCUAGGGUGAUGUAGUGUACUAGAAGGCUGGCAGGCCCAGGUGAACGUCAUUCUGACUACCACGGAGUGUUUUUGAAAGAGAGCUGUUUUACGGGGCUCAUUUGUCAGGAGCUUCAGAGACACCGACUGCUCAACUCGCCGAUGUUUCAGAACAAGCCACGGCUGCUUCAGUCAACAGGUCCAAUUGAAGUCUGUAAGAUGGAGGAGGUGUGCUGCAUCUCGCCCACUAGAGGGCUCGUAGAAUGAAUGAAAAGGCGCACUGCAGCUGUUCCGGCACUAAAUUGUGGAGUUACUUGGAUUGGUGUUUCAUCCAGACACUGUAACAUCGAAUUAUAUGACUCGCUUGAAGCUGUACAGGCCAUGUGUCGCGUUGCUCUCUCAGCACACUACGUUGAGAUUACAUUUAUUCCCGUAAAUUACCUGUAAUUCGACCACAACGCAGUGUCGUCCCCUACACUGUGUCCCACGCCCCGCGUUUGGUUCCCUGGCAGACAGUACCCCCGGUCAUUAGGACAGCUCGUCACACCAUCGCCCAUCUCUACCAGCUUGUCAUGUCGGGUAGGCAGCAAGCGUUUGGAAACCUGUUUCAACUUUGUUUUGCGACCCUGUACCUCACUGGACAGUACCUGGUUCUGGGGAACAGGAGUGGCUCGGUACUGUGGAGCCGCCUGACCCAAUUACACACCUAAUUCGCUGAGUCCGGAAUUAAUCAGGUUUUCCAGCAUACGUUCACCACUGUCCGUGUCUUGGUGAAAACAAAACACAGUGAUUAUAUUAUCAUGAGCGUUUUCGUGGCAACCACAAGAAGGCAACCGAUGUUUGAACGCUAAUUACAUCUUUAAAUUAUGGCUUUUCUCCACUGUCUGUGUGCGUGUCUGUGUGCGCAUGCAGCCCGUAGUCCCAGAUUGUUUCGCUUUACUACAGACCUUCUUUUAGCCCGUCACACUGACAGUCAUGAUCUGUUUGGCUGUUAGUGUGGGGAACGGGUCGUUACUCUGCUCUUUUAUUAGAUUGGGAAGCGGUCACUGACUCCCAGGAGAGCGGUGCGGUCACUGACUCCCAGGAGAGCGGUGCGGUCACUGACUCCCAGGAGAGCGGUGCGGUCACUGACUCCCAGGAGAGCGGUGCGUGUCAUGCUCUCUAAAUGUGGUGUGAUGUGUCUGAUCCAGGCAAGCCACAUUUGUUUUCCUGCUCCGUGUUUGGGCUCGAUCGGGCAGCAGAGCACUGCGUGUCACUGUUGGGGUGAUUCGUUCUUGUCUGGUUUGAUCUCUGGGCAGAUUCUGAGUUUACAUAGGGAGUUGCUAACUUUGGCAGUUCUUCAACUUCAGAAACAGAAUGUUUCUAGGGCUGAUUUUCAAAUGCUAAGAAAGAACCAGUCUUUACCUUCAUGAACCAAAUAUAUACAUGGGUAAAUGUGUCCAAACUUUGGACUGGUACUAUAUACAUAAAAUGAAUAUUAAGGGUGGAAAAAGCAGCAUUGGGGCCCUGAAAAAAAUGAAUUGCCAGCUUAGGGUGUCCAAGUCUGCCCCUGGGAAUUAGAGUUGCUGUUUGUCCCUGGUUUGUUUGUGUGGGAGACGGAGACAUGAGGCAGGCCUUGCUGUGAAUCACUCUUCUUCCUCUCACAGGGACAGAACAGCAGGUACCCCCAGGGCGUAAGUUCCUUUACGGGAGAGGGGCUGUGAGCCAAAAUGGCACCCCAGUCCCUAUGUAUCGCACUGCUUUCAACCAGGUGAAAAGUGAUGAUCUGGUUAUGGAACGGGGUGCGACAAGGAACAGCGCUAACGGAACGGGAAGAUCACAGGAUCUCUCACUUGAUCGAUUUUAACAGACAUUUUAUUAAAGUGAAUAUUGGCCAGUUUCAUUCAUGUCCAGUCUAGUCUUUUUAGCAUUUUUAGCAGGUUGGAUUUAGAACCGUUCUGGCAAAGACGGAACAAUGUUCCGCGUUCGUCCACAUCUCGUGUCGUAUGCAUGGGCUCACUCCUACUUCAGCUACAUCACCACGUCCAUGCUAGACCACCGCUUAUAAUGAGUCCUUGGUCGUCUAGGUGAUGGUGACCUCACAUCAAGCCAGCAAAUGCCCUUCUGAGACACGCGCAGGGUUCUUCACUCUGAUGUAACACGAGUACCAAAUGUGUUGUAGAACACAAUGGCCGAUUGGAAUGGAACACAAUACAGUUCCGGAAUUGGAAUCUACAGAACAGACAUUCCCAUUCAAUUCAGGGAUGGCACAGUGGUUGGACCAAACAGUUAACCAGUUAAAUCGCUAGGGUUUGAGCUUCCAGGACCUUUCUACAGAUUAUACUGUUUUAUUUGGUACUAAAUGACUCUGUCAUAAUGGGUUGUCGUGGCUGGAGAGAAGGAAAAUAAUGUUAAAAGCAAAAAGCCAUGGUGGUUUCCUGUUCCCAAUAAAAUACAUGAAUCUCUCUACUAAGUUUGAAGGGAAAAAAAUGCUAUCUGUUGAAUAUUGUUGAGUUGUGUAUUGCUAUGUUUUGCUUGUGUACCAAUUAACACAGUUGUUGUAUUAUGACCCAAUGUUGUUAUUGAUCUGUUUUGCACAGUGUCUGUGCCUGACUGUGUCGUUUCAGUGUGUUGUCCUCAGUCUUUAUAAACUCAGAUGUGUCAGUAUCACAAUACAGAGUUUUAUAUUGAAAGAUGAUGGUGUGUAUGGUUGCCUUUCCUCCUGGCGCCCCCAGAUGUUCCGAGAGAGCACAUGGAUUCCUCUGGUCAGCUCAAGUUCUGAAACAUCUGGGAAGAGGGGAUUGGUUUGAGAAUGAGGAGGCAUUAACGUCCGCUAUAGACUCUGAAGAGACUGGUAUACUGUAGACCAGUGUUUCCCAAUCCUGGUCUUGGGGACGUUUUUGUUUUUGCCCUAGUGCUCACACACCAGAUUCGAAUGUUGCCCUACCACCUACAGCACACACUUGAUUGAUGUAAUCAACCUAUCAUUAAGUCUUUAAUUUGAUUCAGGUGUGUGAAUAAUUGGGCAAAAACAAAAUGUGCACCCCUUUGGGUCCCUGAGACCACGAUUGGGAAACACUGCUGUAGACUAUAAGACCGCCAAUGUGGGAACAUGUCAUUGUAAAGCCAGUUUUUGCUAUUCUAUCGAUAAGGCUUGCUGUCAGCAUUGGUCGCCAAGGUCUUUCCUUCGAGACUGGCUUUUUCCGGUCACAAGGAGUUGUGAAUGAAAGUGAAGCCCCCCCCCCCCCCUCGCGUUUGCAAUUUCACACAAAGCCAUCAGAUAUAACAGUGGAAGUAACAGGCACAGCGUGUCGGCCUCCCUCGUUGGUGUCGCGGAGAAUGACUCAAACUAUUCAGGAGUCUCCGAGCAUCGCUGUUACUUCUGCAGCAGACGAAACGGCAGUUGAACAAAACACGGACCACAGCCAAAAGGAUACGUAUUUCACAUAGAAACUAUUUGCAGUUUCCCAGUGAUUUCACUAACAGCACAAAGGCCACAAUGUCAACUGUUCAACUGCUAUUUCACCAAAAUGGCAACAGAGAAACCUUUUUAAGGGAUUUUGCAGCCCAUUGUUAACAAAAUGGUUCGUAGCGUACCUACUGUAGUAGUAAUGAGCCUGGAUCUAUUACAGAGUUAUGCCACACAAACACAUGGAAAGUUGCUAAUUCCUAGAGCGACAUUUCAUGUUAUUCGCCAACCAAGAAAUGCUUGGAAGUAGGAAACUAAGAACUCCGUCUUAACCCAAGUGUGCAAGGUUUGACAUUUCUGCAUUUACCUUUUUACCUUUUCAAUGAAAAUAGGACAACUGGGUUUCUUUGUGUUAAUGAUGACCUAAUCAACACUGUAAAAUGUACCAAGUCUGACCAUAUUGUCAUAGUAAAUUAAGUUUGUCAACUUAACAUUAGCAUAGUAUAAAUAUUAGCAAUCUUAAGAAGCUAGCUAAAAUCUUAUCUGGUCAAGAAUUGUUGUGACUUAAACACAAUGUCAUCUCACCUCUCCAGUUCCCAGUGUUCUGUUUCUCGACCAUGUGAAGACACCCUCAGAAAGUUAUUGAAAUUAAAUAAACUUGAAGGGCUUUGCAAGGUUUGAGGAAGAGGUCCAGCGUAUGUGACUCUGACCACUGCAAGGAAGUGUAACCCAGAAGCAUAUGAUAUAAUGUAAAAAAAACAACAACUUUUAAAUUGAAUAAAAGG